CUAUUCUUUAGACCUAAACCCAAAGCUCUCGUUUUUUUUCCUCUAAUCUAAAAACCCUGUCUCUAAGCCGGUCUCCUCACUCACUCUUCCCCGAUCCCUCUCCUUCUCUCUCUCUCUCCUGCUCCCUCAACUAUGAUGGCGAGGGGAUAUAUGAGGCUUCAACCACGGUGGAGGUCGACGGGGCUGACAGAGGCUCAGCGGGACUGCCGGAGGCUCGACGACGUGGACUCGGAGACUCGUUGAUGCAGGUAAAGAUCUCUUUCUCUCUCGUUCUGUUGGUGUGUGAAAGAUUAAUAUUAAUAUAUAAUAAUAAUAUUACACGAUUCAACAAUGGCGUAGAUCACAUGCGAGUGCGACAAUGUCCCACCUUCUAAAUACCAGUGCCAAGCUCUACUUUGCCCCCAGAGCCCAUCUCUUUACCUCUUCUUCUAGCUUUGCUUGUAACGCUUUUCUCCGAAUCCCUUCUUCCAUUCCAAAGACCCUUUCUCCUCUCAUUGCUAGGAUCUCUCUUUCUUCUAAAACUUCCAAUCCCACCAUGGGAGACUCUGACGACGCUAGAAUGGACGUUGUCCAGAGACGCCUUAUGUUUGAGGACGAAUGCAUUCUAGUGGAUGAGAACGACCGGGUUGUUGGUCAUGAUACAAAAUAUAAUUGUCACUUGAUGGAAAAGAUUGAAAAGGAAAAUUUGCUGCACAGGGCUUUCAGUGUGUUUUUGUUCAACUCGAAAUAUGAGUUGCUUCUUCAGGUAUUGCUUACAAUAUUUGAGGGACAUCAAACUAUAUGAUUUGCCAAUUAGGUACCCGAACCUUAGAUCUUGUGGGAGCAAACAACAGACCUGACUGUUUGAACUGCCCUCCUAGGUGCUUACAUUUAUAGUAAUAAGUGUCAUGUGAAGAACCAAGUCAAG
Messenger RNA from Humulus lupulus (European hop), 907 nucleotides. RefSeq names its product isopentenyl-diphosphate Delta-isomerase I, chloroplastic-like. Gene Ontology annotation, biological process: isopentenyl diphosphate biosynthetic process. The transcript is spliced from 3 exons. Lineage: Eukaryota; Viridiplantae; Streptophyta; Magnoliopsida; Rosales; Cannabaceae. Gene Ontology annotation, cellular component: cytoplasm. Bases 359 to 784 code for a protein of 141 amino acids. The record is from RefSeq and is a predicted model, not a curated record. Gene Ontology annotation, molecular function: isopentenyl-diphosphate delta-isomerase activity.